AUGGCUGACAAGCAGCAGCAGAGCGUUGCCGUCGAAGGCGGCAGCGGCGGCGGCGGCGGCGGCGGGCCACAACCGACCAUGACUGAGUACAAAAAGUCACAGGCGCGCGUGCGGGAGCUCGUCGAGAAGCGGCGGCUGCUAGAGAGACGACUGAACCAAGUCGAAGAGGGCAUCGCGCAAAAGGAGUCGGCGUACCUGGAGAACACGCUGAGCGGCAACAUCAUCACCGGCUUCGACAACUACAUGAAGGGCAUCGGCGGUGCGGCGGCGCAGCGGCGCAAGACGGGGCCGAUGGAGCAGAACCGCGUCUUCUCGCGGUCCUCCAUCUCCUACCGGCCCAACGUGAGCGAAUCGACGACGCCCGGAUCGACGCCCGGAUCGCACGCCCAGACACCCGUGUCCGCGUCGUUUUCCGGCUCGACGCCCACGGCGGCUGCCGGCGGCGGCGGCACGAAGAACGCCAAGAAGAAGAAGCAGCCGCUGCAGCAACAGCAGCAGCUGCAGCAGCAGGAGACGGAGGAUAGCGAGAACGACGCGCAGACGGGGAAGAAGCGUACGGCGUUUGGGGCGAGGAAGUAG
Cordyceps fumosorosea ARSEF 2679 is the source of this 579-nucleotide messenger RNA. RefSeq names its product Histone H4 acetyltransferase, NuA4 complex, Eaf6. Gene Ontology annotation, cellular component: NuA4 histone acetyltransferase complex. The record is from RefSeq and is a predicted model, not a curated record. The transcript has 3 exons. Lineage: Eukaryota; Fungi; Ascomycota; Sordariomycetes; Hypocreales; Cordycipitaceae. Bases 1 to 579 code for a protein of 192 amino acids.